Serendipita indica DSM 11827 is the source of this 3558-nucleotide messenger RNA. Lineage: Eukaryota; Fungi; Basidiomycota; Agaricomycetes; Sebacinales; Serendipitaceae. The record is from the annotation of a GenBank genome assembly.
AUGGAGCUCUUCGUCCGCAGCGUCCCAUAUGGCGCUGAUGAACACCAAGUUACCCGCUGUUUAGAACCGAUUCUUCAUGGAGAAAAGUUCCGAGACUUGUUCGUCGGUGGCGCGCCCUAUAAUUUCAUGGUGCGCUUAUUCAAGAGCAAAAAGCACCAUCAUCAAAAUCACUCCGGGAAUGGGGCAUUAUUACUGCCCUCGGAGGGCAUUGGACAGCGCCUACUCGCCUUGAGCAGCAGUACAUGCCCGGUUGAAAUCCAUGGGCGUCGUCUCAAGUUCGAACCCAGUAGGAAGCCGGCAUUCAGUCAAGGGGACAUACUCAAAUUACGAGAACCAUAUCAAGAUCCAGAGAUACGACAGGAGCGCGAGAGGACACGUGCAGACCUCCUGAGAGCAGGUAUUCAUGCAUCCAGCGUUGCCUUUGGGUGGCCCUGCCAAGAUGGUUCCAUCUCUUUGGAGCAUGAGAGUCCAGAGAGCACGACCUGGGAUGUUCUGUUCAACCUAGACGAUCGCUGUAUCAUCCUGAAAUCGUCAAAGGAAAUCCGCAUUCUACUACAUCUUCGUGCUAUACAGUCCACUGCUUUGGACUCGGAAGGGGCCGUCCUAUGGCUCGAGCGACCCCCACUCUUUGAAAAGCAGCCAGAGGUGGAUAUGGACGCCAUUGGCGAGCUUUUUGCGAGCCUUUUAGAUCUCGAGCCCAGGCCACCAAUGAGGUAUCGCCUAUCAUCGCCAGGAGGUGACCCUUCGCGAAUUAUCCCCUAUCUGCGCGUUCUCUACAUCCGAUUUGACGAUUCUAUAUCCAGCCAGGAGUUUGAGCGGAGGGCGAAGAAGAUGGGGGUCUCCACCUAUAGUUCUGAUCACGAUCUGGAGCGCAGAGGCUUAUUCAUGCCUGGUAUUAUCGAGCGGUAUCAAGCCGCCCGCGCCCGAUUACCCUUCAAAGUUGCGUUCCAAGUCCAGGGUUUACUUAGCCGUUGUGCCUUCAAUCCUCAGGAGAUAUUGGAGAUACUACGUGACAUACAUGCGGCCCUAACGGAGCUUGGACGUUCAGCGACAGCGGAAUGCGUCAAGGCCUUGGAACAAGAACGAGAAGGAAACCCAGAGGCAACCCCAGCUGCCCUAUUUGCUGACGUUGUUCAGUCUUUCCGCACCAGUAACAACGUAAAGGCGAUGUCCGACGAAGAGCCUGGAGUGUUCGAAUGCCACAGGGCGACCAUCACCCCGAGUUCUAUAAUUCUUACCGGGCCACUACCGGACGAGACAAACCGUGUCAUUCGCAAGUACAGAAAGUAUGCUCACAAGUUUAUCAGGAUCGACUUCACAGAAGAAGACGGGUUGCAUUUGCGAAAGGAGAAGAAUGUCGACCUCGGCGCAAUAUUGGACGAUAGAAUUGGCGAAUUUAUGAAGAACGGUCUCCUCGUUGCUGGCAGACGGUUCGAGUUCCUGGCUUACAGCUCUUCCGCAUUAAAGGAGCAUGCCGUCUGGUUCAUGACACCAUUCACCACGAGCGACGGCCAGUAUGUAACGUCAGAAUCAAUACGGCGAUCCCUUGGAGAUUUCUCCAAAGUCAUCUACUGCCCAUCUCGAUAUGGAGCCCGGCUCUCUCAAGCAUUCUCGUCCACCGAACCAUCCAUCACGAUCAAAGUGAACGAGAUACGCUUUAUCCCUGACAAGGAGUCCGACCAAGGAUCGCUUUACACGGACGGAGUGGGAACAAUGAGCCCGCAGGUGGCUGAAGAGAUCUGGGCCAAGUAUACCGAACCACGCUCAAAAAGGAGCCGGCGUCGGCUCAAGACACCUAGCGCAUUCCAAAUCCGACUGGGCGGACUCAAAGGAAUGCUUUGCGUGGACAGUCGACUCCAGGGUCGAGUAGUCUGCGUCCGUGAUUCGAUGAACAAGUUUCAUUCCAAUGAUCGCGAGGUGGAGAUUGCGCGUGCCUUUGAUCGACCAAUGACAAUGUUUCUGAACCGGCCUUUGAUUAUGCUUUUGGAGACGCUAAAGGUUCCGCUAGAGCCAUUCAUGGCACUCCAGACCAAGGCUGUCGAGGAAACACGCGACGCAAUGAAAUCGUUUGACACUGCAGCUCGUCUCCUCGAGCAAUACGGUCUCGGGACAGCAUUCAGACUGACUUCUGUAUUCUUGCAGUUACAUAAACUCGACGUGGCCCUCGCACUCAAGGACCAAAGUCAGGGCUUGUUGCCGUUCCUGGGGAGGAUGCUCCAAUUCGUGGAAAACCAUAUACUUCGUGACCUCAAAUACAAAGCGAGGAUUCCAGUCCCAAAUGCUUGGACGCUCGUAGGAGUGAGUGACGAGUAUGACUACCUAGGAGAGAAUGAGAUAUACGCUCGAGUGCGUACAAUUGACGGCGAAGAACAAUAUCUUGAAGGACCCGUUAUGAUAUCACGCUCGCCCACUGUGCACCCAGGUGACGCUAGAAUGGUGUGGGCAAUAGGCAAGCCUUCAAGAGGUGCACCUCCCGGUCUCGAAGAUUUGACAAACUGUGUCGUGUUUCCGUGUAAAGGACAUCCUUCCUUGCCCCAGUGUUUGGCGGGAGGAGACUUGGACGGAGAUUUAUAUUGCCUUGUGCUCGACCCUCAACUGCACUUUAGGUGGCAGUUCCAGCAUGGAGAUUAUGAUCCUCCUCAACUCGUAACACUUGAUCGUCCGUCGACAAUCAAAGACGUUGCACAGUUCGUAAUCAACUACAUCAAGAACGACCUCCUUGGAGUGAUUUCGACGCGGAGUAUGCUGAUUGCAGACAUCAGAGAGGACUGCUUGGCCGACGAAGACUGUGUCAAACUGGCCAAGCUGCACUCUAUUGCUGUGGACUAUCCAAAGACGGGACGGCAUGUCGAGUUUGAGCAGAUGCCGUCUCUGGAAUCCAACCGAAGACCUGAUUGGCAUGCAAACGAGUUGAACGACAACGAUCCGGAGCUCUACCAGAGCAACCGGCACAUAGGUCAUUUGUUCCGCGCCAUUGAGCUUCCAGCGCUUCCUGAAGCGAGGAAAUUGGCACAUCGUCAGCGCCGACGGAUCCAACGGGACGAGGGAGAGGCUCUCAAUACCACUGACGUACUCCAAGCCCUCUCUCAUGACAAAUCCGUGGUCAGUCGCCAUCUUCGGCCAAAAAUCAAUACAUACGUCGACAUAGAGGAGUUUGUAGAAGGCCAGCCAACCAAUGUCGUCAACGAACUACUUGAUAUCUUUGACAGAUACUGGCUUGAGUUGCAGUAUAUAGCAAAGACCAACAGCUUAUCCAAUGCAACCGCCUUGUCAGAAGAAGAAGUUGUGGCAGGAUCAAUUGUCGCAAAGUGUUCACAACCGAGGAGACGCCAGGAUGUGAUCGCCGACAUGAGACGGUCGUCCACCUCGCUUUGUGAUCAAGUACGAAACAGUAUCGAAGGAACCGAGGACACCUCUGAGGAGGAUAAGCUCCUGAGGGCAUGGGUGGCCUGGAAGAUAUCCGAGAAGUAUCACCAAGCGUACGCAGCGAUGAGCUUUGGCAUUUUGGCUUUGGACACUGCAUUCAACGCAAUGCGUAAACUGGAUGGAUCCGACUGA